This is a messenger RNA of Drosophila ananassae, 1204 nucleotides long. RefSeq lists its product as uncharacterized. Lineage: Eukaryota; Metazoa; Arthropoda; Insecta; Diptera; Drosophilidae. The record is from RefSeq and is a predicted model, not a curated record. The transcript is spliced from 2 exons. Bases 122 to 1075 code for a protein of 317 amino acids.
AGCGUUGCCUGGCAACAAAUUAACAAACAGUCUCAUUAGAAAACUCCUUAAACAGCAAAAACUUGCCUGCGAUAAGGUUCACUAUACAUAUUGAAGACAAAUUCCAGUUUAACCUUUCGCCAUGGAAAACGAUAAGGAUAAGAAAACCGAUGAGCUAUUGAAUCGUAUCCGAACUGAACUAACAGCGAUUUUAGAGGGCGAAGCCUCUGGCAAUCCCGACAGAAAGGUUUCGAACGAAAUGCUUAUGAGUCCGAACCCUCUGCCUAUUUUUGGUCCAAUUAAGACCAAAAAGCCCAAGAAAUCGCCAUCUAAAAUGACGAUAGAAGCCCCAUCGCCUUCAAUCAGUGCGAAACGCUCCACGACGGGAAGCUACAAACGCUCUUCAGCAGGCAGUGAGAAACGCUCCUCAGCAGGCAGCGGGAAGCGCGUCUCAAUGAAAUGCGAAGAGGUGACUUCAGCCGAUCGUUUAGCCGGAGGUGAUUACCAAAAGAAGGAUACAGAUUCGCCAUCAACAUCCUCGACUUCUUUCAAUUUGGCAUCUAUGAGUCAAUACGAGACUCUUCCAAAAGAUCCCAAGUUCCGGUCCGAUUUUAUGGAAUCUCAGGCAGCCAAGAGCAUAGACGACGACCUGCAGAAGAUGCAGCUGGAGCUGAAAAAGAGCUACGAGCUCUUCCAGGGUAUUGGCGAGAAAUUCGAGUCCGUGAACUUCACUGGAUUGAAGAAUCGUAUUCGGGAUUUGCAUUUGAAUGAUAUGAACAACGAGAUGGGGAAGAUGACCACCAUGGAGCUGCAGAAGAUGUUCGACACGCGUUUCUCUCAAAAUCGCCUGGACAAAUUGACGACGGACGCCACCGAGGGAUUUCGCCGGCAUCCGGGAGAGUUUGGUGACAUUCCGGAGCUGAGCACGUUCUUCCAGGCUUGCACACAGCUGGAACGGGGCUUGGACACACUACGUCAGCAGCGGCAGCGAAACAGCGAAUUGGAGAAGCGUAUGUGCUGGGCCACUGAGAUCGCCUACGAUCGCAUGGACGAGAUCCGGUCUGCCGUGGGCACCGAUCCGGAGAAGAACUUCUGACCCGUCUUUAUUGUUUACAUAUAGGUUGUUUGUUCUUCCUAGUUCACUUGGGGUCUUUGCACCCACAACAACAACUGCUAUCACACACCAACACAGGUGCAAUAUACAGAUACAGUCGUAUGAAGUGCA